Messenger RNA from Haplochromis burtoni (Burton's mouthbrooder), 3800 nucleotides. RefSeq names its product ATP-dependent 6-phosphofructokinase, muscle type. The transcript has 23 exons. Gene Ontology annotation, molecular function: ATP binding; AMP binding; monosaccharide binding. NCBI's taxonomy places the organism in Eukaryota, Metazoa, Chordata, Actinopteri, Cichliformes, Cichlidae. The record is from RefSeq and is a predicted model, not a curated record. Gene Ontology annotation, biological process: fructose 6-phosphate metabolic process; fructose 1,6-bisphosphate metabolic process; canonical glycolysis. Bases 459 to 2801 code for a protein of 780 amino acids. Gene Ontology annotation, cellular component: membrane; 6-phosphofructokinase complex; cytoplasm.
UUUCUUCUUUUCAUUCUUCUAAGCGAAACACAAAUACCCCCAAAGCACAAAUUGGUCUUUUUUGAUAAUUUUGAUUUCUUGUUUUCGGUUUGUCGUUACUGACGACAAAGACAAAAGCCGGCCCUGAAUUUUCCUUCUCGCUUUAAAACGAAAAAAAACAACAAAAAAACUUUCUUUUUUUUUUCUUUUUUUCCAUUUUUGGCUCUCAGGAAACAAAAAGCGAGCUGCGCGAACAUCGGACCAAACCGCUUUUAUUGUGAAACUAGCUUCUCCACAGGUGAUCCCUGCACCCGAUUAUAUUUAGUCGAGCUGUGGGAGGGGGCAGGGUCAGGAACAGUAGUCUAUAAAACCAGUGGAUUUACUCGGGCUCCCAUGAGAAGACAGUGAAGGAAGAGCACUCUGUACUUUUCUUCCCCCCUCUUAUCAAGGCCACCUGUCUGCCCGGUCCCUCUGGAAACAUGUCUGAGGACCUCCAACCAACUGUGGACCCCACGAAGAUGGGGGUCGGACGAUCCAUUGCCGUGCUGACGUCAGGAGGAGACGCUCAGGGCAUGAAUGCAGCCGUGAGAGCCACAGUCAGAGUCGGCAUCUACACUGGAGCCAAAGUCUACUUUGUCCAUGAGGGCUACCAGGGCCUGGUGGAUGGAGGAGAAAACAUUUGUCUCGCUACAUGGGAGAGUGUGUCUAUGAUGCUUCAGCUGGGUGGUACUGUCAUCGGCAGCGCUCGCUGCAAGGACUUCAGAACCAGAGACGGUCGUAUGAAGGCCGCCUGCAACCUGGUGAAGCUGGGCAUCACCAACCUGUGUGUAAUCGGUGGAGACGGCAGUCUGACGGGAGCCAACGAGUUCAGGACCGAGUGGAGCGGGCUGCUGGUUGAUCUGGUCCGAGCAGGUAAGAUCACUGAGGAAGAAGCUAAGAAAUCGUCCCACCUCAAUAUUGUCGGCAUGGUCGGCUCAAUCGACAAUGACUUCUGCGGCACUGACAUGACCAUCGGUACUGACUCGGCACUGCACCGCAUCAUUGAGGUGGUGGAUGCCAUCACCACGACUGCACAGAGCCACCAGAGGACAUUUAUCCUGGAAGUGAUGGGCAGACACUGUGGUUACCUGGCUCUGGUGACGGCUCUCGCCUGUGGAGCUGACUGGGUGUUCAUUCCCGAGAUGCCGCCAGAUGAUGGCUGGGAGGACCACUUGUGCAGGAGGCUGUCAGACCAAAGAGCCCGUGGAUCUCGACUAAAUGUGAUCAUUGUGGCCGAGGGCGCGAUGUGCAAGGAUGGCAAACCGAUUACAUCUGACCAGAUCAAAAAGUUGGUAACUGACAGACUCGGCUUUGAUACCCGCACCACUGUUCUUGGACACGUGCAGAGAGGAGGAACACCCUCUGCCUUCGACAGAAUCCUGGGCAGCAGGAUGGGAGUGGAGGCGGUGAUGGCAUUGCUGGAGGCCACCCCAGACACUCCCGCCUGUGUGGUCACCCUGUCGGGGAAUCAAGCCGUCAGAUUGCCGCUCAUGGAGUGCGUGCAAGUGACAAAAGAAGUGACUGCUGCCAUGGCUCAGGGCAGAUUUGACGAUGCCAUCAAGCUCAGAGGAAAGAGUUUUGAAAACAACUGGAAUACGUACAAGCUGCUGGCUCACAUCAAUCCUCCAGAUACUAAGAGUAACAUCAAUGUGGCCAUUAUGAAUAUCGGCGCCCCCUGUGCUGGUAUGAACGCUGCCGUGCGUGCAGCGGUGAGGAUGGGCAUCAUCCAGGGUCACUCCAUGCUGGCAGUCCAUGAAGGUUUCGACGGUCUGGCUCAAGGACAGAUCGAGCCCAUUAUCUGGACUUCUGUGAGUGGCUGGACUGGAAAAGGAGGUUCAAUGUUGGGCACCAAGAGAACUCUUCCAGGCAAAAGGUUGGAGGAGAUCAGCCAGAACAUCGCCAAAUUCAACAUCCACGCUUUGGUGAUCAUUGGCGGCUUUGAGGCGUAUGUUGGAGGCCUUGAGCUGGUGCAGGCUAGGGAGAAAUAUGAGGAAAUGUGCAUUCCCAUUGUGGUUAUCCCUGCCACCGUAUCCAACAACGUCCCUGGCUCUGACUUUAGCAUCGGUGCUGACACUGCCCUGAACACCAUCACCUCCACCUGUGACAGGAUCAAGCAGUCUGCAGCAGGCACCAAGCGCCGCGUGUUUAUCGUUGAGACUAUGGGUGGAUACUGUGGCUACUUAGCCACCAUGGCAGGUCUGGCUGCUGGGGCUGAUGCUGCUUACAUCUUUGAGGAAAAAUUCGACAUUAAAGAUCUGGAGGCGAACGUCCAGCACAUGGUGGAGAAGAUGAAGACAAUAGUGAAGAGAGGUCUGGUGCUCAGGAAUGAAAGCUGCAAUUCCAACUACACGACUGAUUUCAUCUUCAGCCUGUACUCAGAGGAGGGAAAAGGCAUCUUUGACUGCCGUAAGAAUGUCCUUGGACACAUGCAGCAGGGCGGCACUCCUACACCCUUCGACAGAAACUUUGGCACAAAGAUGGGUGCCAAGGCAGUUCUGUGGCUUACUGACAAACUGAAGGAGUGCUAUAGGCAUGGUCGUAUCUUUGCUAACACAGCAGACUCCGCUUGCGUGCUGGGAAUGAGAAAAAGGGCACUCACCUUCCAACCUCUCGCUGAAUUGAAGGAAGACACAGAUUUUGAGCGCCGCAUCCCUAAGAUACAGUGGUGGCUGAAAAUCAGGCCCAUCAUGAAGAUCUUGGCUAAAUAUGACAUCAAACUGGACACCUCUGAACACGCCGACUUGGAGCAUGUGAUCAAGAAGAGUAGCUUUCUUGGGAAGUAGACGCCAUCUGCUCCCUGUUAGCACGCAGUUGGACAGGGGGAUUUUGUUCUUUUCCAUAAACAAACUUAUGUUUUCUUGUUUAACCAUCUGUCUGCCUCAGUAAAAGAGCUGCUAUCUUUCCUGUCCUGAUUGUUUGCUUCCUCUUUGUAGCCCUCCUCAUCCUGAAAAGCUUUUCCUGAAUACACAGUGCAGAAGAAAACAAGCCAUUAAAGAUGACUGAUAAUCCCCCCAAAACACUGUGUUGUUGGUGAUUAAUGCCAAUUAAUGUGAACUGUCCAGAGAAACUAGCAGACUAAUUUUUAAUUUACACUCUAUUUUGGAAAUGGUGUCUGAUCAAAACCCAUAAAGCGAACACAGUGAUUAAAAGUUUACAUAUUUAGCAACUGCGUGACCUGAUGAUCAUCUAGACGUCAUUUAGUGUUUUUGUUUUGUUUUUCCUUGUAGCCACAAUAAAUUGUACCCGUUACACCUAUACAUAUGAAUUUUAGGUCACUGGAAGCGCUGAUAUAAUUACACCUAAUGCAUCUGAAUUAGUAAGCCUCAAUCACAAAUCUUUAGAAAACGUCCUUUACUCCAAGAGGUUCUUGCCCCCGAAAAUUUUGAACCCCAACUGAAAACCAUUGAUGUCUGGUAAAAGCAGCCAGCUAUAAUAACGUGAUCCAUCGGUACACAUUCAGCCUCCUUUUCUUUAUCCUGAUUUUGAACAAUACUUGAGCUGGGUGCAGCUAAAGAUGGACUCAUAGCGAUCUGUUUAAAUAUCCUCUGCACAUAUUCAAACACAGAUAUAUUAUUCUCUGAAUAAGCUCUGUUUGUAAGGGUUUGUCAUAAAAAUAAAUGUAUGUGGAAAAAGCCAAAACAGAAAGAGAUUACCUAUGUUUAACGAAGAACUGUGACUACAACUGAAGCAGCCUUUGUUUUGUUUCAUUUGUUUGUAAUACAUUUUGGUAAAAUUCCUGGUAACAAAUGUUAUAACAUGUUAAUAAAAGCUUUGUUUACUGA